AACCCUCAAUACAAGAUGAAGAAGGGCCUCAAACAAAAGGGAACACUGUGGGUCAAGCAGGGGAGGCUGGGCUCCGGGAGUCGCCUCCGUUUCUCACUCUGGCAGCAAGGAGGGCUUCCCGGGGCUGGCGAGGGCGGCGACACUGGGGCAGACAUCCCGGAUUCCAGUGAUCGCAGAUGCAGCUUCCGGGUUCUUUUCCCGCCACGGAAAGAAGUGUUUUCCCCGAGGGGAGAUCGACAACCGAGGUCGAGAUCAUUUGCAUGCGGCUUUCCCGCAUUUCUCCUUCCUCUGCGCUUCCCAAGCGCCUCAGGCCUGGGGCUGGGAAUGCUGGCCUCCACCGGAAAGGGAGGCCGGAGGCAGCCGCCCCGGAGCGCCGGACCCUCGCUCGCCCAACUUCGCUGCAGCGUCCCGGCCGUGCCCUGGCUUCCGGGAUCCCCGAGGCACUAAGGGGGCGCGGGGCCCAUUCGCGAAGCCAGACCGGCGGAGCCCGCGAGCCCCUCGGGGGACCAGACUGCGGGCGGGGCCAGGGACCGCAGGGCGGGCAGCCGCGCCGGGGAGGACCGGCCGAGGCGCACCGGGCGUGGGCGGGGCCGGCGGCGCAGGGGUUAAUGUGUGUCCCGCCCCGACCGCACUGACUCAGUUUCACCAGAAACUAGGCGAAGGAAGUGGCAGAUCCCCGGCGCACAGAGCAUCGGGGCGGAAGCUGCGCCCCAGGCCGCGCAGGAAGCCGGGACCGGAACCUCAGCAGGCCGGGCCCCACCCCACUCACCUGCGCAGGUAACCCGGGCCCCAGAGCGUGAGGCCGAGGCGGAGGCGCGGCGGGCUGGUAGCAUGUUUGGCCCUUUGUUCUGCGCUCGUGCGUGUGUACGGGUCUCAAGCACCUCCAGAACCCAGAGGCCCGCACUGUGAAGGUGACCCUCGUGGGGAGCAGAGCGACGGCCCGUGGGAGGACGAUGGCCUGUCCCGUCCUGGCCCGCCUCCUUGCUUUCGCCGUGUGGCUCUUGUGUGCGCUCGGCCUCCAGGGCUCCGAAGCCGGGCCGCCCCCGGAGCCCCCCGGGCUGCCCGCGGGAGCCGCCUGCCUGGAGCGCUUUACCGCCGGGGUGCCUGGCUUCGUGCUGGACACCACGGCCUCGGUCAGCAACGGGGCCACCUUCCUGGAGUCCCCCAAGGUGCGUCGUAGCUGGGACUGCGUGCGCGCCUGCUGCGCCACCCCGAAUUGCAACCUGGCGCUGGUAGAGCUACAGCCCGACCACGGGGAGGACGCCAUCGCCGCCUGCUUCCUCAUGAACUGCCUCUACGAGCAGAACUUCGUGUGCAAGUUCGCGCACAAGAAAGGCUUCAUCAACUACCUCACUCGGGAUGUUUAUCGCUCCUACCGCGAUCUGCGCACCCAAGGCUUUGGGGGGUCCCGGAUCCCCAAGGUCUGGGCAGGCAUAGACUUGAAGGUACAGCCCCAGGAACCCCUGGUGCUGAAGGAUGUGGACCAUGCAGAUUGGCACCUACUGCAAGGUGACACAGACGUCAGGGUAGAGAGGAAAGAUCCGGACCAGGUCGAGCUGUGGGGACUCAAGGAAGGCACCUACCUGUUCCAGCUGACAGUGACUGACUCAGAUCAGCCGGAGGACACGGCCAACCUCACUGUCAUUGUGCUGUCUGCUAAGCAGACAGAAGACUAUUGCCUCGCAUCCAACAAGGUGGGCCGCUGCCGGGGCUCCUUUCCCCGCUGGUACUACGACCCCACAGAACAGAUGUGCAAGAGCUUCACGUAUGGAGGUUGCUUAGGCAACAAGAACAACUACCUUCGGGAAGAGGAGUGUAUGCUAGCCUGCCGGGAUGUGCAAGGCCCCUCCAUGGAAAGGCACCAUCCAGUGUGCUCUGGCACCUGUCACUCCACCCAGUUCCACUGCAAUGAUGGCUGCUGCAUCGACAGUUUCCUGGAGUGUGACAACACCCCUGACUGCCCUGACGCCUCUGAUGAGGCCAGCUGUGAAAAAUAUACCAGUGGCUUUGACGAGCUCCAGAGCAUCCAUUUCCACAGUGACAAGGGGCACUGUGUGGACCUGCCAGAGACGGGACUCUGCCAGGAGAGCAUCCCGCGCUGGUACUACAACCCCUUCAAUGAAAGCUGUGCCCGAUUUACCUAUGGUGGCUGCUAUGGCAACAAGAACAACUUUGAGGAAGAGCAGCAGUGUCUUGAGUCCUGUCGUGGCAUCUCCAAGAAGGAUGUGUUUGGGCUGCGGCGGGAAAGCCCCAUUCCCGGUGUAGGCAUUGUGGAGAUGGCCGUCGCCGUGCUCCUGACCACCUGCAUCGUGGUGAUGGUAGCCAUCCUGGGUUACUGCUUCUUCAAGAACAAGAGAAAAGACUUCCCCCGACACCGCCACGAGCCACUGCCCACCCCCGCCAGCUCCACCGUCUCCACUGCCGAGGACACGGAGCAUCUGGUCUAUUAUCACACCACCCAACCCCUCUGAGCCUGGGUCUCUCGCCAGCUCUCACAUGGCCCUGCUUUCUACUUGCCAAGGCAGAGGCCUGGGCUGGGGAAAACUUUAGGACCAGACUCCCACUGCGUGUUUCCCAGGCCCACUCUGUGUCAAACGCCCGGACUCUAGCCUCUCUUGGAGGAAUCUAAGCUAAGCUCAGGUCCUGAGAAAACUCAGGGUCUGGGGGACCAGAAAAACCUUGGGCCAGAAGUAUGGUACACAGAUGGACCUGCCUGCCCAGGAGGAGUUUGGAAGAAACUGGAGUUUUGUUUCCUGUUCAGAGCUGCCUGCCCCUGCCCUGGGGCACUGGGAAGGGGCCUGGGGUGGUGACAGAAGCAGAAGGCCCAACCCUGUCCUCCAGAGAUUCUCUUCCACUCUGUGGAAGUCCAGGGCUGGGAGGAAGGACUUCCCUAUAUAGUUUGUGCUGUAAAGAGUUGCUUUGUAAAGAGUUGCUUUGUGGCCAGGCGCUGUGGCUCACGCCUGUAACCCUAGUACUCUGGGAGGCCGAGGUGGGAGGAUAGUCUGAGCUCAGGAG
This is a messenger RNA of Microcebus murinus (gray mouse lemur), 3015 nucleotides long. It is a transcript of the gene SPINT1, whose product is annotated as serine peptidase inhibitor, Kunitz type 1. Gene Ontology annotation, cellular component: plasma membrane. The record is from RefSeq and is a predicted model, not a curated record. Gene Ontology annotation, biological process: epithelium development; extracellular matrix organization; epidermis development. Gene Ontology annotation, molecular function: serine-type endopeptidase inhibitor activity; protein binding. NCBI's taxonomy places the organism in Eukaryota, Metazoa, Chordata, Mammalia, Primates, Cheirogaleidae.